GUAACUUUGCUUUCGAUUUGAGGAAAUGAAAUAAGCGAGUCUGUAAUUUCCAGUGCCCUCAAUUGGGAGAUCCAGAAGAACGUUCAUUGUCCUCACCAGUGAUGGAAAAACUAGAUGCUGAUAUGUCAGUUUGGAACAGCUAUGGAACUCGUGGUGCUUUGGGUGCUCUUCUUGUUGCCGUAGCUAUACCCAUUCUUCUCUCCACUAUGCUCUUGGGAAAGAAAAAAGUGAAACAAAGAGGAAUACCCGUACAGGUUGGUGGUGAGGCUGGUUAUGCCAUACGCAACAGUAGAUCGCGCGAAUUGGUUGAAAUUCCUUGGAAGGGUGCCACAACCAUGGCAGCUCUGUUUGAGCAAUCUUGCAAGAAACAUGCACAACAAAGAUUUCUUGGGACGAGGAAACUCAUUAGCAAGGAGAUUGUCACAGCUGGCGAUGGUAGGAAGUUCGAGAAAGUACAUUUGGGAGAUUAUGAAUGGAUCACUUAUCGAGAGGCUCUUGAUCGUGCUUGCAACUUUGCGUCUGGACUGGUCAGAUUGGGUCAUAAUGUGGAUAGCCGUGCAGCCAUAUUUGCAGAUACUCGAGCAGAAUGGUUCAUUGCCUUUCAGGGGUUCUUUCGGCAGGAUAUUACCGUUGUCACCAUCUAUGCUUCCCUAGGUGAGGAUGCGCUAGUCCAUUCUCUCAAUGAGACUCAAGUUUCAACCCUGGUCUGCGAUUUCAAACAGUUGAAGAAGUUGGCUGCCAUAAGUUCAAAAUUAACGACAAUUCAGAAUGUCAUUUAUUUUGAUGAUGAUGAACCAGAGAAUGGUUCUAAAUUGUGUGGAAGCAUUAGCAAUUGGAUUGUGAAAUCAUUUUCUGAGAUUGAGAAACUUGGCAAAGAAAGGCCUUCCCCUCCUAGCCUACCAUCUAAAAAUGGGGUUGCAGUCAUAAUGUACACAAGCGGAAGUACUGGUCUGCCUAAGGGUGUCAUGAUUACUCAUGGCAACAUCGUGGCUACUGCUGCAGCAGUUACAACUGUGGUCCCAAAAUUGGGUAGCGAUGAUGUUUAUCUGGCAUACUUGCCCCUAGCCCAUGUUUUUGAAUUGGCAGCUGAGUCUGUGAUGUUGGUUGCAGGUGUUGCCAUCGGUUAUGGGUCAACAUUAACUUUAACAGACACAUCUAGCAAAAUUAAGAAGGGUACAAAAGGAGAUGCUUCUGUGUUGAAGCCGACUCUCAUGGCUGCAGUUCCUGCCAUCCUAGAUCGCGUUCGAGAUGGGGUUCUGAAAAAGGUUGAAGAGAAAGGGGGUUUAGCUAAAAAUCUAUUCGACAUUGGAUAUAAGCGUCGACUAGCUGCUGUAGAAGGAAGCUGGUUUGGAGCUUGGGGAUUGGAAAGCAUGUUGUGGGAUCUCAUAGUUUUUAAGAAGAUUCGCACGGUACUAGGGGGUCAUAUCCGAUUUAUGCUUUGUGGUGGAGCUCCUUUAUCUGGUGAUACGCAGCGGUUUAUCAACAUCUGCAUGGGGGCUCCUAUUGGCCAAGGUUAUGGCUUGACAGAAACCUGUGCUGGGGCUGCAUUUAGUGAGUGGGAUGACAAUAGUGUGGGCCGUGUUGGCCCACCAUUGCCGUGUAGCUAUAUCAAGCUUGUUUCUUGGGAAGAAGGUGGGUAUAAAAUAUCAGACAAACCAAUGCCUCAAGGAGAAGUAGUAGUUGGUGGGACCAGCAUUACUGCUGGUUACUUUAACAAUGAGGAAAAAACCAAGGAGGUGUAUCAGGCAGACGAGACAGGCAUGCGUUGGUUCUACACUGGCGACAUCGGACGGUUUCAUCCUGAUGGCUGCCUUGAAAUUAUUGACCGGAAGAAAGAUAUUGUUAAGCUUCAACAUGGGGAGUACAUAUCUCUUGGAAAGGUUGAAGCUGCAUUGAUCUCAAGCAGUUACAUAGAUAGCAUCAUGGUAUAUGCAGAUCCAUUCCACAACUAUUGUGUUGCUCUAGUCGUUCCCGCACAUCAGGUGCUGGAGAAAUGGGCCAAGGAAGCAGGCAUUAAUUACAGUGAUUAUGUCGAGCUGUGCGACAGAACUGAGGCAGUGGCCGAGAUUAAGAGAUCACUUUCCGAGGUAGCAAAGGCAGCAAAACUAGACAAGUUUGAACUUCCUGCAAAAAUCAAAUUGCUGCCAGAACCAUGGACACCAGAAUCAGGAUUAGUCACUGCUGCGCUCAAAAUAAAGAGAGAACAGCUAAAGGCCAGGUUCAAAGACGAGCUCCAAAAGAUGUACGAGUAAUAUGUGCGAAGACUUAGAUGCUUACUCGCUUGCCAUAUCGUUUUACCGCCGCAGAGGUCUAUAUCAUUUAGCUCCUAAUUCCAUGAAUUGCUGUUUUCCC
Rhodamnia argentea is the source of this 2352-nucleotide messenger RNA. RefSeq names its product long chain acyl-CoA synthetase 8. Gene Ontology annotation, cellular component: endoplasmic reticulum; membrane. The record is from RefSeq and is a predicted model, not a curated record. Lineage: Eukaryota; Viridiplantae; Streptophyta; Magnoliopsida; Myrtales; Myrtaceae. The transcript has 11 exons. Gene Ontology annotation, molecular function: long-chain fatty acid-CoA ligase activity. The coding region runs from base 102 to 2252 and encodes 716 amino acids.